AUGUCGACUCACUCCCCUUCGCCUCAUCCUUCCUCAACAGAGCCCUCGUCUCGUCAUGCUAGCACCCCAGUCGAGAAACAACGCUCUCAGCUUGAGCGCUUGCUCAAAGAUCCCUCGAAACCUGCCUAUAUCCCCGCACCCCCAAAGGAGAAAACAAUACGCCCGGCACGGGAGAUGAUGAAGAACGUUCAAGGGUCUAGUGCUGGUGCGGGCAGUGGAGAAUUUCAUGUUUACAAAGCAGGACGACGAAGAGAGUAUGAGCGGUUGAAGGCAAUGGAGGAUCAAGCGAGAAAGGAACAAGAAGAAUCAGAGUUUGAGGCGAGAAAACGCCAACGAGAAGAAGAGGCAGACGCCAAAACUGCGAAGAAUCGCGCAAAACGACAAAAGAAGAAGGAGCGAGCGAAAGGGAAGGGUCCAGAGAAAGACGGAGCAGAGGACGCUGGAGGUAGUGCUAUAGGCCCAGCGCAGGCAACAACUUCGGGUGCCCCGUUGAAAAAGAGGCGGCUGGUGAACGGGAAGGAGUUGGUGUUCAAGCGGCCAGGCGAGGAGAGCGAUGACGAUGAAGAAGUUGGUCCUGAGCCGGUGUCAAAGGCCGAGUUUGGACCUUACGAUAGCGAGAAUGCACUUGCGCCUAUCGCGAUAGAUGUGCCCAGGAUUAUCAUUCAUGAAGAUGGCUGA
Heterobasidion irregulare TC 32-1 is the source of this 678-nucleotide messenger RNA. RefSeq lists its product as uncharacterized. Gene Ontology annotation, cellular component: nucleolus. Bases 1 to 678 code for a protein of 225 amino acids. The record is from RefSeq and is a predicted model, not a curated record. NCBI's taxonomy places the organism in Eukaryota, Fungi, Basidiomycota, Agaricomycetes, Russulales, Bondarzewiaceae. Gene Ontology annotation, molecular function: double-stranded RNA binding; protein kinase binding; protein kinase inhibitor activity. The transcript has 2 exons. Gene Ontology annotation, biological process: negative regulation of protein kinase activity.